AUGAAAAAUAAAAUUGAAAUAAGCGAAGUGAAAAUUUUUGCGCUUCAAAAAUUUAGUCAUUCUGAAAAUUUUAUGACAAAGCAUAGCAAAGCAUCGAUGGCAUCUACAUUGACACGGUUCUAUUUCUCAAUUUAUUUAUUGAACAUUGCUAAAGCGCCGCAGAGAAAAAUUAUCUUCGGGGACAUCAAAUUCAAGCACUUCAAAGUAUUCUCUCGACAGAACUUAGCGAAUAUCAAGAAUGAUUUCAGUUUGAAUUUCACUCGAUUUAGGUCAAUUGAAAAGAGAGUGGAGAAGCCGAAUAUCUGCAUAUCUAGUUAUCGUCAAAUAUUUUGA
This is a messenger RNA of Clunio marinus, 333 nucleotides long. NCBI's taxonomy places the organism in Eukaryota, Metazoa, Arthropoda, Insecta, Diptera, Chironomidae. The record is from the annotation of a GenBank genome assembly.